GUGCCUGCCUUUGCGUGGCCGAGCCCGGGUUCCCCAGUCUCCCCGCCCGCCAGCGCUGCUGGCCAUGGCCGCCUCCAGCGCGCCGCCCCGCGCACGGGCUCUUCUGCAGCAGUGUGUGGCCUCCCGGCUGCAGGUGAAACCCCCCGAGCCGGGCUCCGAGGCCGAGUGGGUGGAGGCAUUUCAAUGGUAUUACAAGAUGAGGAGAAAGCUAGUCACUCCACAGCAAAAAAUCCAAAGAGGACUGGUUAUCUACAUAUGCUUCUUCAAAGGAGCCAGUGAGGAACUCAUUCCAAAAAUGGUUAAUACACUGUUGAAUGUUAAAUUAAGUGAAACUGAAAGUGGAAAGUAUGUUUCUCUUCUGGAUUUACCAGGCAACUUAUUAAUAAUACCCCAAGCUACGCUGGGUGGUAGACUGAAGGGAAGAAAUAUGCAGUACCAUUCCAACAUUGAAAAAGAAAAAGGGAUGGAGCUUUAUUCCCAUUUUGUAACAUUGUGUGAAAAAGAACUGGCUGCUAAUACGAAAUGUGCUGAAGCAGGUGUUGUUGUUAAGUAUGGAACAUAUGGAAACAGACAGGUGUUAAAACUGGAUACAAAUGGACCUUUCACUCAUAUGAUUGAAUUUUGAAAAAUCAAUUUUAUGUAUAGUAUUCUCCAGCAACUGAAGAAUUUCUCAUUUAUAAGGGACAAUGCGCUUAAAUUGAUUGGAAUGUGAAGAAACAGACAUGUUAUUUCAAUAAAGUUACACAAGAGUUGUCCAGCCCAUGAAAUACAUUGAUUAUUAAAAAUGAGUCUGACAUU
Molecule: messenger RNA, 798 nt
Organism: Mauremys mutica (yellowpond turtle)
Lineage: Eukaryota; Metazoa; Chordata; Testudines; Geoemydidae
Gene: DTD2
Product: D-aminoacyl-tRNA deacylase 2
Exons: 4
Coding region: 65-625 (186 amino acids)
Biological process (GO): tRNA metabolic process
Cellular component (GO): cytoplasm
Molecular function (GO): D-tyrosyl-tRNA(Tyr) deacylase activity
Source: RefSeq, a predicted model, not a curated record